Molecule: messenger RNA, 3955 nt
Organism: Salvelinus fontinalis (brook trout)
Lineage: Eukaryota; Metazoa; Chordata; Actinopteri; Salmoniformes; Salmonidae
Exons: 5
Coding region: 1867-2946 (359 amino acids)
Biological process (GO): response to bacterium
Source: RefSeq, a predicted model, not a curated record
ACCAGUUUAACCAACUGUCCCAUACUGUACUGUCUUACUGGAUAGAAACAUUUAAUUCUGAUCAUAUAAUGAUAUCUGAUUGAAAAGUUAUGUCUUCAGAUUCAGUAUGAUGAAUUACGAUGGCAAAAUAUUUGUGGGAAAUUGAAGUGCAAAUAAUUAAUGACAGUAUUUAUCAUUUAUAUAUAUAUAUAUAUACACUCACACACACACACAGCUGAAGUCGGAAGUUUACAUACACCUUAGACAAAUACAUUUAAACUCAGUUUUUCACAGUUCCUGACAAUUAAUCCUAGAAAAAAAUCCUUGUUUUAGGUCAGUUAGGAUCACCACUUUAUUUUAAGAAUGUGAAAUGUCAGAAUGAUAGUAGAGAGUGAUUUAUUUCAGCUUUUAUUUCUUUCAUCACAUUCCCAGUGGGUCAGAAGUUUACAUACACUCAAUUAGUAUUUGGUAGCAUUGCCUUUAAAUUGUUUAACUUGGGUCAAACGUUUUGGGUAGCCUUCCACAAGCUUCCCACACUACGUAGGGUGAAUUUUGGCCCGUUCCUCCUGACAGAGCUGGUGUAACUGAGUCAGGUUUGUAGGCAUCCUUGCUCGCACACACUUUUUCAGUUCUGCCCACAAAUGUUCUAUAGGAUUGAGGUCAGGGCUUUGUGAUGGCCACUCCAAUACCUUGACUUUGUUGUCCUUAAGCCAUUUUGCCACAACUUUGGAAGUAUGCUUGGGGUCAUUGUCAAUUUGUAAGACCUAUUUGCAACCAAGCUUUAACUUCCUGCCUGAUGUCUUGAGAUGUUGCUUCAAUAUAUCAACAUAAUUUUCCUCCCUCAUAAUGCCAUCUAUUUUGUGAAGUGCACCAGACCCUCCUGCAGCAAAGCACCCCCACAACAUGAUGCUGUCACCGCCAUGCGGGUUGGGAUGAUGUUCUUCGGCUUGCAAGCCUCCCCUUUUUCCUCCAAACAUAACAAUGGACAUUAUAGCCAAACAGUUCUAUUUUUGUUUCAUCAGACCAGAGGAUAUUUCUCCAAAAAGUACAAUCUUUGUCAUCAUGUGCAGUUGCAAUCCGUAGUCUGGCUUUUUUAUGGCGGUUUUGGAGCAGUGGCUUCUUCCUUGCUGAGCGGCCUUUCAGGUUAUGUCGAUAUAGAACUCAUUUUACUGUGGAUAUACAUACUUUUGUACCCGUUUCCUCCAGCCUCUUCACAAGGUCCUUUUGUGAUUGAUUUGCAUUUUUUUCACCAAAGUAUGUUCAUCUCUAGUAGACAGAUCGCGUCUCCUUCCUGAGCGCUAUGAUGGCUGCAUGGUCCCAUGGUGUUUAUACAUGCAUACUAUUGUUUGCACAGAUGAACAUGGUAUCUUCAGGCAUUUGGAAAUUGCUCUCAAGGAUGAACCAAACUUGUGGAGGUCUACAAUUUUUUUCUGAGGUCUUGGCAAAUUUCUUUUGAUUUUCCCAUGAUGUCAAGCAAAGAGGCAUUGAGUUUGAAGGUAGACCUUGAAAUACAUCCAGAGGUACACCUCCAAUUGACUCAAAUGGUGUCAAUUAGCCCAUCAGAAGCUUCUAAAGCCAUGACAUAAUUUUCUGGAAUUUUCCAAGCUGUUUAAAGGCACAGUCAACUUAGUGUAUGUAAACUUCUGACCUACUGGAAUUGUGAUACGGUGAAUUAUAAGUGAAAUAAUCUGUCUGUAAACAAUUGUUGUAAAAAGUUACUUGUGUCAUGCACAAAGUAGAUGUCCUAACCGACUUGCCAAAACUAUAAUUUGUUAAUUAACAAGAAAUUUGUGGAGCGGUUGAAAACGAGUUUUAAUGACUCCAACCUAAGUGUAUGUAAACUUCUGAUUUCAACUUUAUAUAUUUUUUUUUUCAUUGUUUGAUGGAAUGGAUAACAUAGCUGACAAACUGAUUUCAUUCUAUUUUUAUGUAGUCCUGAUUCACUCUGAAGAAGUACCUCUGCAAAUUCCACUGACCACAGCUCAGCUCAGAGAGUCUGUAUCUCUUCCAUGUUUCUUCUCAGAGACAAUUGAUUAUUUCCAAUGGCUGUACUGGUACAAGCAAACUGCUGGUCAAAUGCCCCAAAUUGUGGCAACUGUAGAAAAGAAAAAAUCUGCACAUUUUGUUCUUAAUGGAGAGUUUAACAACAUACGUUUCACAAUGGAGAAAGUAAAAGUUGGAUAUCUUCUCAUCAUCAACAAUAUCAGCAGAUCAGAUGAGGCAGCAUACUUCUGUGGAAUAGGAACAGUGUAUGAAAUGAAGUUUAGAAAUGGAACAUUUUUGUCUGUAAAAGGUGUCAGUCAGAAGAGGUCACACUACCAGACUGUAGAACAACAGGCAGAGUCUGACCUAGUCCCUCCAGGAGACUCUGUGACUCUACAGUGUACAGUACUCUCUGAGACCUGUACAGGACUACACAGGGUGUACUGGUUUAGAGCUGGAUCAGGAGAAUCCCAUCCAGGAGUUAUUUACACCCCUGGGAACAGGAGUGAUGAGUGUGAGAAGAGCCCUGAGACUCCCUCUCCUACACAGAGCUGUGUCUACAACCUCUCCAAGAACAACCUCAGUCUCUCUGAUGCUGGGACUUACUACUGUGCUGUGGUCACAUGUGGGGAGAUCCUGUUUGGCGACGGAACCAAACUUAACACCAUUAAAGGAAACACAGUGGAUCCCAUUGUCCCCAGCUUGGGAGCAGCAGUGGCUGUGUGUGUGAUUGUCAUUUUUAUUCUUUCUUGUACCAAAAACAAGAGACAAACAUGUGAUCAUUGUAAAGCAAGUGUCUCUCAGCAUAUUCACCAUGAUGAUAACCUCUCAUCAGAGCAUUCAAGUGGUCAGGUGCCAAACACAGAUGUGUUGAACUAUGCUGCAUUGAGUUUCUCUGAGAGGAAAACUAAAAGAGGAAGAAAGAAGAGAGAGACACCACAGGAGAGUGUGUACUCUGAUGUCAGAUACUCAGACUGGGAGUGAACUUUGUUUCAGAUACAGCAUGGACAAAAUUAUCUCAGUCAAGCGUCUCCAUUUAGACAAAAUGUAAGAGUCAUGGUAAAAAAAUCUCAGGACAUUGCUCUUGUAUGAAAUUUUACAAAUUUAAGAUACAAUUUUCCAAUACAAUACCAUACACAAUGGAAUAACAACCAUUUUUCUGUUCAAAUUGUCUUCUGGAGUGUUCCACUUACUCUGAACUAGCUGGUGUCAACCAGUAGCAGGAGGGACUUCAUCCUUAAAUAUCUAUGUAUAUGUUUGUAACAUUGAGUAAAAUGUUGAAUGGAACCUUAUCGUUUGGGGUUGAUAUGUGCUAAAUCAAUUUUGUUCCAUACAUUAUCACGCAUCUAAUUGUAACUAUAAAUAAAUGUCGUAGUAUUAUCAUGAGAAUUUUAUAUCACUGAAUAUUUCUAGAAUAGUGUCUUUUGUUUGUUAUUAAUUUGACAAGAGGUCAAAUUCUUACUGUGCGUCAUCGUCAAUUUAUUGAUAAAACCAUUUUAUUCAUGAUUCAAGUCAAAUGCAGCAUUUUUAUACCAUUAUGUAAAUUCCUAUUUUUUUAAAUAAUAUCUCUUAGGUAAUCAUUUAACUUUAUGAAGUCACUUUACAUAGGAGAUUAUGCUAAGAUCUUACUGAGGAGAGGAAAACUAGGAUCGGUGGUUUACUCCUCAUAGAGGUUGACCUAGUAAACCAUGCAAAAGGCAUUAUGGUCAAAUAGAGAUAUAUGACAUAAGUAUGGUAUCAAUUAGUAGGCCUAAAGCAUUCAGCCAACAGAUUACAGUAAGAGAAGCAUUAGCACUGGUCUUUUGAUUACGCUAACUGCUUAUUGGUUGGAAAUGGAACAGGACAUUUUUUACUUUUUCCACAGAGAUCCUGUUUGGCAAAGGAAAAAAAUGAAUAUUGGUAGUGUCUGAAUAUUAUAUUGUAAGUUGUUAUUUUCAAAUCAUGGUCGCUCAUGUAGGAGAGUGCUUGUAGCUUACUGAAGUGCAUUGUGUUG